AUGGGUUCAAUAAGUAGAUAUCUUCUGAAGAAAGCGGCUGAUGGGCUUAAAGAUCAGCAAAGAUUGAAGAUUGAAAUGUCCAACAGCAAAAAACUUCCGGAAUGCUUUCAUUUCAAUAGGGAAAGAAGAAUGCCCGUAGUUCAAAUAAGCAGUGAGGAUGGGUUUUUCAUUUUUCCAUCCCAGCAGUCUUUUGAAUAUUUUGAAAAGAGUAAGAAAGAUUCGUAUGAACUUCGUCCAGACGCAAUUGGUAUCCCAUUAUUUCAAAUGAUUAGUUGCAUCACACCGUUUUGCAAAACAGGUCGCCACGACAAGAAGGUCAGCUAUGUGCCGUACUAUAAAAUUUUCAAAUUUGUCCUAAGAACUGCCGAUGAGCCUCCGCCUUAUGCUGUAACGAAAGCCGUUGCCUCAAACAACGGACUUGUGUUGUACAAAGAACCAAUUUAUGACAUAUAUGAAAACUGCGGCCGAACCGACAUAAAAUAUGAAUUCGAAGGAGCUAUGUCUACAGAACCCAAUUCACUAACGAUGGCCCAUCGAGAUGGGUACAGGGACUUGGACACUAAGGUCAAUGGUCUAAAUCUUAGAUGGCAUGUCACUUAUUCGCCAGUAAUCACCAACGAUCAUUAUAAGCUAACUCUGCUGGAAAAUUAUGAAGUAAAUCGCUUAGAUGAAGAUGUAGUCAAAAUCUCUAAAAAUAGGAUGACCUUCGAUCGGCAACGCCAAAAAGAUGAGAGAUUCGUUGCUGCUCAUUAUACUAGAGAAUUUGUCACAUCUCUUUUUAGACGGGUUUCUCAAGAGGGCCAUUUAAUCCUUGGCGAACAUUGCACUGACCAAGGAUCAUUCGGAUUGAAUAAUAUUCCAUUAUUAACAGAAGAACUUGCGUGUCAAGGCCUACUUAUUCAUUAUAUAGAAUACAUGAAGAGGAAACGUAAAGAUAGACUCGCAAGAGAAAGAAGGCCACAAAACGGAAUGAACCUUGCGAACCAGAUGAACAUGAUCAUUUUCCAGACGAACAUGAACACGAACAUGAACAUGAACAUGAACAUGAACAUGAACAUGAUGUAA
Messenger RNA from Saccharomyces mikatae IFO 1815, 1065 nucleotides. It is a transcript of the gene DIA1, whose product is annotated as Dia1p. Lineage: Eukaryota; Fungi; Ascomycota; Saccharomycetes; Saccharomycetales; Saccharomycetaceae. The transcript has a single exon. Bases 1 to 1065 code for a protein of 354 amino acids. The record is from RefSeq and is a predicted model, not a curated record.